AUGGCUGAAUGUAGAGUCAUCAUCGUUGUCGUUGUGGUGAUGUUGGGGGCUGUGGUUGGUCUGACUACGGAUGGCCACAUACAGACAACACCGUCUCCUGAAGUUCAGCAUGUGACAACAGCAUCUCGUUUCCAUGGAAGUUCUACAACGAAAGAUUUGAGGAGUGGUGAUGGCCUGGACAGCGCGAGUACGGGUUCUACUCCAGUGAAAUGUACCGUUGGUGGAAGUCCAACUGGGAAUAAUGCCUCUGUCGCCUGUGUUGACGAUCCGUCAGACGACCCAAGCAACAACACUGACGCCAUCGAGAGCAACGUUGUGAUGUGUAAAGAAGAGGGCGAAGAAGGUAACAUAACUAUUUGUAAAAGAACGAACACUAAACGGGUUUCAGUCAUAUCUCUGGGUUCUCUCAGCAAGGCCAAUUACAUAAUAGCGGAGGAAAUAUGCAGAUAUAUCUAUUACCCACUUCUGGCCAGUGCAGUUCUCCUCAACACCUUCAACAUAAUGGUUUACACCGACCCCGCCAUGAGAAGUCCCACCAGCACCUACCUGAUAGCUCUUGCAACUGACGAACUCCUCUUUGCAUGUUUAUCCACUUUGAGAUCGACUCUCAAGGCUGUUUACGGUGUCGACGCUGUAAAGAAACAGCUGUAUCUCACAUUCGCCAUGUACGUUUCUAACUUCGUCUUAGCAAGUCUCCGUGUCCUCAUGUACUGCCUGACUGUUCUCGUCUCCCUGGAACGUUUCCUUGCUGUCGCCUUCCCGCUAAAGUCAAGAAGCUUUCGCUUAAUCAAGUCACCUCUUAUCUUCAUAGUGGCGAUGUCCGCGAUUUGUUUUCUAUGUCAUUUACCAGGAGCUUUUAAAUACAAUGUUGUCCCCAAACCCAACUCGACAGACUAUACCAUCAAGCCAUCGGUGAUGUUCAUUAACAACAGGAACCUCCUACUCGGCAUUGGGGCGGCCAACAAGAUCCUCUUUACCUACAUCGUCCUCGUCUGCGGACUCAUCAUGAACCUGUGCGUCCUCCUGGCUCUCAGGAUGCACAGCAGGAACAGACAGAAGAUGAACACGACAGUUGACGCAGAAAAGGCGGCAAAGCGAGAGAGGCAGACGACAAUCACCAUCCUGACUUCGACAUUCCUCUUCACAGUUCUGGCAAUACCUCUGGCUACAGAUUCCAUGGUCCAGACCUUCGUGGCUGAUUAUAAUGUGUACAAGAAGGAACAUUACGUCAACAUGCUGAUGAAAGAGGUCAACGGUUUACUUAUCAUGUUCAGCCUGUCCACUGACUUCGUGUUCUACAUUGCAUUGAGCAAGGCCUACCGACGAACCUUCUUCAGACGACUUCCUUUCAUGGCGACGAUCUGCAGACGACAGCAAUAUGUGCAAAACUCAUUUGGGACUCAAUCUCAAACACAGGUGUCGACGUUGUCUGAGACUUGCAGUAAAGAUUCAUAA
Messenger RNA from Haliotis rufescens (red abalone), 1455 nucleotides. RefSeq names its product sex peptide receptor-related protein 2-like. The record is from RefSeq and is a predicted model, not a curated record. The coding region runs from base 1 to 1455 and encodes 484 amino acids. Gene Ontology annotation, cellular component: membrane. The transcript has a single exon. NCBI's taxonomy places the organism in Eukaryota, Metazoa, Mollusca, Gastropoda, Lepetellida, Haliotidae. Gene Ontology annotation, molecular function: G protein-coupled peptide receptor activity.